GAAAUAUCGUGUGACCUUUCUUGUUUGUAUAGUCUGUUUGUUAAUGUCUCCUGAUCGUUACAGCUGACUCUAGGACGCCCUAUAAUCUUUUACAUUAUUGAAUUUCAUGAAUUUAAUGCAUAUCAUUGUUGCUAUCAUUUUAACUAAAAGUCAUUAGUCUGGAUGGUAAUCGUAUUAGAAAACUUUUUGAAUGAUGAUAACAAUCGUGUAAAUAAUUAUGGGAGUUGGAUAUUGAGUGAAGUCAAAUUAUUUUCAAAGUUCAAAUUUCUUUGGAUAGCCUGUUCUAAGUCAUAUAGUAAAUUAAGCAAUCAUGGCAGCUCAAUUGUAUUCGCUUCAUAUGUUACUAUAGAUAUUAAGUUCCAUUGUUCCUUUUUUGUUUGUCUUUACGAACUAUGUUCCUGAUACUUUGUUCUUUUCAUGAUUACUACAAAUAACGACAACAGUUAUUAUUAUUAUUAGUAAUAAUAAUAAUACUAUAUUAUUUAAAUUUUUACCCGUCUUAUUGAUUCCCUUUUAUUGUGCUGAUGUGGUUUGGGAAAUUGAAUCAAAACACCUAUGCUCCAGACUUUUCUCUGAUUACGACUUUGUCAUAAUGCUAAUAUAAGACGUUUUAACUUUGCUCAUUUAUAUAAGGUUCUAUGUUGUUGUUAGUUGUCUAACAAAUUUUAAAGAAAUCUAUUGUUCUGUGUAUAUCAUUGUCAAAUUAUGUUAUCGGUUAAUUGAUUAUUGUAAAUUAUGUAAUUCUUUUGCAGUUUAUUUUACUUACUCAUGUUUUUCUUCUAAAAAAUCUCAUUUCCAGCUAUCACCAUGUAUAUAUUUUUGAUGGACCAAGGUCGCCUUGUCUCACUAGAUGACAACUUAUUAUCUCAAACGGUUUCAAGUCUACGCAAUGUUUUGGCGCAUGAUUUUGACCUACCAUUGAAUAAACAAAUUCUUUUAGUAUCAGGUGGCUUUCAGUUGGAACCAGGUGAUAAACUGUCAACUUAUGGUGCAGGUUUGGAUAAAACUAAUCCAAUUUAUGUGUUUACACAAACAUUUUCAAAUGAUACAACUGUUCAAAAACCAGAUGUCUUGCAAGUUAAUGAUGGAGGAUAUCCACGACAACUUGCAUGUCUAUUAGAAUUAGCUCCAUCUGAAAAGGUAUUUGAAGAGCGAUUACGUCUUAUUCGUUCACUUACUCCGAUUGGUCGUGAAGCUGCCAAUGCAAUUGAACAAUUGGUUUCUGAACAACGUCAAAUGAUACAGGGAUGGUGUGUUGCACUGGCUAAUUUAGCUGAAGUAGCUGCAGAUACAAAUAAACGUUUGUUGUUUGCAACAAGUCGGUUGGUUCAAUUUGAAGGAUGUGUAUCAGAUUGGGAACGAAAAUUGUACAACUUCAACGAAUUAAAGAAGGAAUUGUCGGAAUUGCCGUUACCACCACAGUUGGUAGCUGGAACUAGUGAAAUCGUUGAUCAAAAAGAAUCGUUCAAUUUUAACAAUAUUCCUAAGCCAACAAAUUUAUAUGAAUGGGUUUGUUUACAAUCUGCUAUAUCUAGCAUUGGGACGCGUUAUUCCUUACCACCGUCAACAAUUAAAGCUGUUGGCCUACAAUCGAUUGCAUUAUAUCUUGGUCGACAUGCCGGUGUUGGUAGUGGUAGUACUGGACGUGUUCGUACAACAAGUACUGGUCAUAUCGGUGUCCUUAGUCCUGCUAAUGAUGGUAUUAUGUCUAAUAAUUCAGGAUCUACUUGUACUGGAUCAAAUCAACCUACUGGAGUGUCUUUCUACACUGGUGGCUCUCAAACCAGCUUAAAUAGUUUAUGCUCUACAAAUUCAAAUUCUUCAGAUAUGCGUUUCAUCAUGGAUCAUCAUCAAUAUUAUACCACCAAAGAUGGUAACGAUACAAUUGUACAGGAUCAUUCUUCUUCAGCAUCUGAUUGUUAUGAGUCAGCGUUUUUAGAUAUAAUUAAACGUGCAUUACAUGAUAUACAUUCACUACGAUUUGGUCCGGACUCAUCAUUCAAUUUUAAUGCUAAACUGCCGGAUUCUUUCAGUAAUGAAUUAGUUUAUGUUAGAGCACAAACAAAUCGUUUAUCCGAACUGAUUACAAUGGUUACUACUUGUUCAAAAUCAAAUUAUGAUGAAAUGACUACUUCUACUAUGCCUCAUCCUUCAACGAAAUCAUCAUCCAACACUACCACUACCAAUCCUGUUGCUGAAAUGAAUACUGUAAUGUCCAGUUCAAAAGAUAUUUCUAUUAAUUCAACGGAUAAUAGCAAUGGAGCAGUGAAUAAGAAACAAAUCCCACCAUUCACAUCAUCGUCAACUUUAUUCCCAUCAAAAUUACCAUAUAAUGAUGGUGUAGAUGAUAUACACUUGGUCAGUGUACGUGAUGCGUUAGAUCCUGGUUAUUUUAGUCAACGUCUUUCACAACUUGAUCCAUUAUUAUGUGAAGCUGUAGGUCUAGCCAGGAAUAUGAUUGGAAUCGAGCAGAAUUCUACAAAAGCUUAUCAACAGAUAAUUCAACAAAAGGUUAAUUCAUUAUUACAGACGAAAUUUAUAGAGAAUACACAAAAUGCAAAGGAAUUAAUUAUUGCAUUCAAUCGUCUUUGUGAAAUUCUCGGUAUUGUUAUGGAGAGUAAACUUUUACUGGCUAAUAAUUUGUUUGAUCGUCAACGAUGGUUACAAAAUUUCCAAUCAGAAUUAAAUCGUCUCGAUGCAAUUAUUCAACGUUGUCUUCGUCGUAUGUGUCGUGUCACUACAACUGGUACAUUAAUAUCUCAAUUAAAUGAAGCUGGUCCCACCUAUGCUCGCUGUUUAGCUGAAAUUGUUAGACGUACAGAAUUUGACGAUAUGCUUACUCAACGAUCUGUAUGUUAUCUUAAAGAGGAAACUAAUUUGAGAACUGAAGAAUGUCGCCGACGGCGUAUAUUUUCUAAACAUUUAAAAAAUAACGUUCUACAUUCACUCUUCUCUCCAUGGACUAAUCCAAAAGCGGAAUCUCUCGGGCUUAGCAACAUACCAGGAACAAUUUCUAUGUCACAAGAUGUAGCUGAACAGCAGUUGUGUGAAACAUCUACCACCACCACCACCACCACUACUACCACUACUAUUACGACUACAUCUAAUCAGAAAGUCGAUUCACUUUCACAUAGUCCUCAUACAAAUACUACGGAAUUCACGGUGAAUCGACGAUUCGCCUUAUCUUCUUUAUCUGAACCACGUUUAAAUGAAUUAGCCAAAGCUUGUGCAUUGAAUCGUGUACAACAUUCUCGUGUUCGUUCAACUCGACUAAAUUCACUUAGUUCACCAGAUCCUCAUUUGACUAAGGUUAAAGAAGAUGAAAUGAUUGAAUCGGAUCAAAAUAAAAAACGUUCAAAUUAUAAUUGUCCUAUACAACACCAACCAGUUUUGUUACGUCCACAACAUACUAAACUAUCAUUUGACGCUAAUCGUCGUGCUUCCAUGCCAUUUGAUGAAUCUGAUCGAGGUGAAUUAUCCAGUCUAUCAAAUUGGUCAGUUGAUUCGUCAUCAUUAUUAGGUAUAUUAUCAAAUAACUUUUAUCAAACUCAUCAUCAUAAUCUAUCGACUAUAACACAAUCAGUUAAAAUUACUCGUGAUGAUUUAGAAAGAUUAAUGCAAUCUAUGCCUACUAAUAUAUCUAAUUUAUUAAGGAUAGAAUUGAAUAAAUCGUUUUCACUAUUUAAAAAUACUUCUUUUCUACCUAAUUCAUCAUUGAUCAAUCCUAGUGGGUGUGUUUCUUUAGAUCAAACAUCUAAUAUUGCUAAUAGUACCGGUUUUAUCAAUAGUGAUGGCAGUAGUCCAUUAUCAAAUUUAAAAUCAACCAUCAUGACAACAACAACAACAUCUAAAACAUCCAUAUCUACAAUGAUGACUAGUACACAAAUUAAUAUGCCUGAAACAAAAUCUAUUACAACCUCUCCAUUUAGUAGUUUAGAGAAUGUAUCAACAAGAGAUUUUAUGAAUGUUGGUUGUCAAGCUGAAUUUGGUUUAAUCGGACCAAUUUUAAAUGUUGGAUCUGGUCGAAGCUUGAAUUCUAGCCUUGGAUUAUCAGUUGAUGAUUCAGUACGUCGUACUACAAUCCAUACAGUUAGUAAUAUUCAUACAGGCUGGGAAGAACUUCCAGGAAGUUUAUGUAGUUGGGAUUUAUGUCGUUUUCCACCUGUGGCAGUACGUUCAGGUGAUCGUAUGUCAAUUUCUUUAAAUACAUUACCACGUUUUGAACACUUAAUGACUACUGGUACACAAACUGAAGAACAAUUGGAAUUUUCAGAAUCUCAUAAUACAUCUUAUUCUCCUGUUAAACCUAUGACUACAGAAGAAUUAUGCUUACAAAAUAGUGAAGCACACAGAAAAAAUUCAACCACACAUGAGAAUAACGACAAUGUCGUUGAUUAUCAUCUUCAAACAAUUCAAACGCCUAUUACUACUACUACUACUAGUACUAUUGUUAAUCAACAUUCAUCAUCAUCGUCACUGCCGUUUACAAUUCAUAAUGAUGAAACCAAUGAAGAUAAUAUUAUUAUAUCAUCAAUAUUUACUGAAGAUAAUUUAUUCACUGACUCUGCUUUAAUGAUGACAUCAAGUUUUCACUCAACAAAAACAACCUUUUCCAAUAGUAUUAAUAGUAGUAAUGAUAAUACUACUAAUGAUAAUAAUAGUAAUAAUAAUAAUAAUAAUACAUCUUCAUUGCAAAUGCAUACACCUUUCAUUUCAAUGCAUAAUCAAAGUCGAUCAAUGUCUUCAAGUAAUCUAUGUGACUUAACAAAUGCUACUGACAUUUGUGGUAGUGAAAGUACAACAACACAAUAUGAUUCAAUGAUAUACGAUGAUGAUGUAAAAACUUCUCGUGAUGUUCUCCUUCUACCAUCAUCAUCAUCAUUACCGGAAGUAAAAUUACACGAAUUAAUUGAAAAACAAAAUCAAAUUACAUCAUUUACAUUAUUAGAUCAUAAUUGUUUCAAAUGUCGUUUAAAACGUAUUCAUCAAGAAUAUAUUCAAUUACUUCAAGAAAGUUUAAAAUUAAUCAAUAAUAGUAAUGAUAAUGAUCAUUGUCAUGGUGAUGUUGAUCAUUAUCAAUUAAAACGAAAUACUUCUGAAACUGUAAUUGAUGAUGAUAAUGAUAAUAAAUCAUCAAGAAUUACAACAAAUGAAAUCAAACAGUCUAAAUCACCAAUUUCAUUAGAUGCAAUACAAUUGAAAUGUCUUUUCAAUGUGUUGGAAUCAUGUUCAUUAUUAUUUUUAAAAUCCAAACACAUAUCAUGUGAAUCAUCUCAUCCUGUUUGUAUGGAGUUAAACACAACAACAUCAAAUAGUAAUGAUACUUGUUUAAAUAUUCCGCAACCAGAUUUAUCUACGAUAUUGAGGCAAGAGACUAUUGAGAGUUUAAUUGACAACGACUCAGCAGCAAAAGAAUGUGUUAACUGCGUUCAACCAAGUGAUAAUACAACGAACGAUACAGCAGUAUCCGAUCAAUUGGAUUUCGGGCAGUCGCUACAAUAUCUUAUGGAAACUUUACAAUUAAACAGUAAUAUUAGUGUUAAUCCGGUUACCACGGUUUCCAUAUCUACAUCAACAUCACCGUUGUCAUCACAAAUAUUGCCGAUUAUCACUAGUAGUGGGUCAAUUUUAACACAGACAGAAGUAAUUCCAACCUUGGAUAUGGCUACAUCAAUAACGACUCCCAAUAACAUGUUCACCAAAGGUUCUGAUUUUGAAGGUAGAACAUCACCGAUCUGUGAGGUUUCAACGAAUCUUACUUCUUCAUUGAUGAGUACUACUACUACUACUACUACUACUACUAAUAAUAAUAAUAAUAAUAAUAAUAAUCCAUUAUCAACUAUUUCUCGUUCAACUUCUCCAAUAUUACAACAGCAAAAUCACAACAAUGAACAGACUUGCAAUCUUUCACUUGGAUCUUCUUGCUUCACUAAUAUUUCAUCAAAAUCAACGAAUGAACGUUUCACUAAUUUUGUACAUUCUAACUUUUUGCCCGAUGAUAUUGUAAUAUUUGUUCCUGUCCCAGGAACUAGACCAAGUAUUUCAUCAUCAACACUAAACACUUCUCCAACUACAGUCACUUCUGUCACAACAACAACGAAUUCUACUGCAAGUUGUAUUCUGUCACAAAAUUACCAUGAUGUAAAAGCAGAUGGUGGUACCACUGCUGCUGCUACUACUACUAAUAGUAGUAGUAACAAUAAUACUAAUGUUCAUGAUUCAACAACAAUAACUAAAUCUGAUAUUUGGUCAAUGAAUAGUAAAAUUGCUUCGAAUCUCUUAGGUGCUAUUUCACCAUCAUCUAGUUUAUUAUCGUCAAUGAUUGUUCAAUCAUCAUUACCAUUUUGUUCAUCAAUAUUUAUGGAUUCGUCAUCAGGAGGAGGAAUUGUAGCAGGAAGUUCUGGUACUGGCACUACCAACACUACUACAAGCAUAAGUGAUAAUAAUACCUUGAUGAAUAGUAGUAGUAUCUUAUCUACUCAGAAAAACAUUUGUGCUGUAAUCAACAGUAGUAGUAUUCACAGUAAUAGUACAUUAGCUAAUGAAUUAUGUACAAGUACAUUUGGCGGUAAUUAUGGUACACUUUUAACUUCAACUACCCCUCCUACUACUACUUCUGAUUGUAGUAGCACUAGUGUUAAAACUACAACCACAACUGAAACAUCUUUCACAACGUCCACAUCAACUAUCACUUAUGUUCAAUGGCGUAUGUUAUCCUCGGAUGGACAUGUUUACUUUUUACAUCAAGAUGAUUUUAAGGCAUUGAAUAUUGACGAUCAUAUUGAUUACUGUAAGCCGAUGAGUUCUAAUGUACAGGAAACAAAUUCAUCUCAUCAUAGAAAUGUGUCGUUUAAAGAAGCGUUUCCAGCACAUAAUUAUUUUAUCGCAGCCAGAUACAAAAGUAAAGAACGUUGUUUAUCCAAACGAGCAAAUAAUCGAUUCAAUUUGCCGAGAAACUUUAUAUUCUACCGUGUCCGUGCUCGUCCUCUGUUGAAUAGUGAUAGUAGUAAUAACUGUGUUGGCUUUGGUGGUAUUCCGUCGUCACCUUCUCCAACUAGGAAUCUUAAUCGCCAGCAUCAAAAUAAUGGCAGCAUUAAAAAUUCUGUGAUUUGUGAAUCCUCUCCUUUUGUUUUAUCAGAUACAGAUGUUAAUAAAGAGUAAGUUUGUAAGUGACAUAUAUGUGAUUGAUGGUGAUGGAGAGGAGGGGCGUCCGAGUCCGUUUGACCUUUGUCCCUGAGGAAAAUAGGUUGGCGGGUGUUGGUGGUGGUAGAUAAUAAUCGAAGUAUUAUUGUAAUUAUUACUGUUUAUUAUUAUUAUUAUCACAAAUAUUAUUCGCACUGUUAUUUUACUCUCCUUUGUUUUUCUCUCGUUAUUGUCGUCAUUGUUAUUAUUCUAACCUACUUACAUACCUACCUACCAUCUUAUGCCUUUCAUACAUUACAUAUGUCACUUCAUUAAACAUAAUAAAUUCCCUUCGCAAUCAAACAAGAUAUACCAAGGGUAAAAUUAAUAGAAAAGUAAUAUUCUUCAAAAUAACACACACACAUACUUAAUUACCCCCCUGACUAACAUUGAAUGAUGCAACACAUUAUACAUCCCAUAACCCAUAACUAUAUAGAUAUACUUGAAAGGAAAAUCGUCUAUUAUCAUCACCAUUAGCCCUCAAUAAUAGCUUGAGAGAAAAGAAUUGAAUGUUAUUAUUCUUAUUUUCAUUUAAUUAUUCUUCUACUUUGUCUUAUUUUAGACUUUAGGACAGUUCAUUACCACCAUUGAACUGUGUUGUUGUAUAUGAAACACUUACCAUUAGUUAUUCUUUAUAGUUGUAUGCAAUCUAUGUAUGCACAAGUAUUUGUUAAGCGCCUGUGUCUUUCUUUUACCGCUUUCUCCCUAUAUGGAACCAUAUAUAAUACAUAUAUAUGUAUUCCUUGUUUGUGUAUGAAAUACCCCUUUCCUCUUAUUCAUCUUGUUCAAGAGGUUAUUUACUCUGUGUUCUUUAAGCGCCUGGAUGACUUUCAUCAUAUAACCUACUUGUGUCUGUUAGUUCUUGACUGUUAAAUAUAAUCGCUUGUUUCAAAAGUUGUUUUCGGCUUUAUUACACACACGCACCCUUAUCAUUUAUUUACAUAUUCAUAUCUUCUAUACUAUGUUCUUGUUCAAUGUUUAUUUUCAAAUGAACAACUGUGUAUAAAGCUAUCCAGUUCUCUUAUCGACAUUAGUAUUAUUAUUAUGAUUGUCAUUGUCCAUGAUGACAACAUUGUUAAUGUUGAUGGUAUUUCCUUCUGUCUCCGUUUAACAACAUAAACUAUGGCAAGCAAUAGAAUUCCUCAUAGAUUUUUCUUAUUCUUUCGUCUAUUUUCAAUUUGACAUGUAUAAAUUAUUGACUAUUGUUUAUGUAUGUUAAAUAUUAUGUGUAGAUUUCUCCUAACCUUUUUUUUCGCGCUCCUCUUCAUUGUACCGUCAUCACUUCACAAAAUGGGUAUGUAUACAUACACUUAUCCAACCCUACUUAUAUAUACAUAUAUAAAAAAAUUAUUUUAUACAGGGUUUAUAUAUAUAUAUAUAACUAUCUCAAGUCAUAUUGGUCUUGUAUUAUCUAGAACAAAUACUAAACCUAUAAACUAGCUAAUCCUAACUGAUUGUUUGGCUGUUCCUGUUUUCUGACUAAACAAACUAUUCAUGUUUUGGUUUGUACUAAAAAAUUGUCAUUAAUAUCAUCAUCGUCAUCAUUAUGAUCGAAAUCUUUAUUCAUAUUAUGAUAACAAAUACAAUGAUCAAUUAAUAGACUUGUUGAAUGAAUGGAAUGGAACAAUGAAUUUCCAACUAAUCUAUUCAUUGUUUUCAGCUUUCUCCUUCAUCUUUUUCACCAUCGUCUCUAUGCUGGUAUUGCUUGUGUGUGUGUGUGUGUGUUCAUGGUCUUCUUUAUGUUACCCAGUAAAAUACAUCAAUGAUUUGACCAUUUCAAUAAUUUUUUUCUGUAGAUGAAUUUUAUUUUGUGACAUUGUUCUUUUUUUUUGUUUUGUUGUUGUUCUUUUAACGCUUCGUCGUUCAUCCCUUCCUUUAACUGAUAAAGUUUAACCGGUUUUUUUUCUGUAUACAGAUUACAAUUAAUAAUAAUCUAUCGAUAUGGUUUUGUUCCCUGUUCGAUUAUAUAAGAUGAUACUUUGUAUUUGUAAUUUAUUCUGUACUAUAUAACAAACUGAUAAAGUGUAACCCAUACACAGAUACAACAGAUGUGUAAUAAUGAUCAUUUCUGUUAUAGUCUAUAUUUGACUUUCUUUUCGUUCGUCAAUCUUCGUCUUCAUUCGUGUUCUUUAUUAUUAUAAACACUAAGAUUGAUAUACAACGAUGAUAAUGAACAAUUACACAAAAAAUUUUUCUCAUUUCAUACAACAAUGAAACUCAUUAUCAUUUACACUCAGAUAAUAAUUACUAUUCAAUUAAAAGAAUUUUCUUAGUUGAUAAGUUCAGGUUUUUCUCUUUAUGAACAGAUUGGGUUUUAGUCCAGUUAUAAUAAAGAAACAAUUUAUGUUUAUCAUUUUGUACACUUGAUAUUCGCUAAUAUAACUAGAUUAAAUCGAUCA
Molecule: messenger RNA, 9581 nt
Organism: Schistosoma rodhaini
Lineage: Eukaryota; Metazoa; Platyhelminthes; Trematoda; Strigeidida; Schistosomatidae
Source: the annotation of a GenBank genome assembly